Messenger RNA from Lytechinus variegatus (green sea urchin), 4289 nucleotides. It is a transcript of the gene bcas3, whose product is annotated as breast carcinoma-amplified sequence 3-like. The transcript is spliced from 19 exons. Gene Ontology annotation, molecular function: protein binding. The record is from RefSeq and is a predicted model, not a curated record. Gene Ontology annotation, biological process: response to starvation; autophagy. NCBI's taxonomy places the organism in Eukaryota, Metazoa, Echinodermata, Echinoidea, Temnopleuroida, Toxopneustidae. Gene Ontology annotation, cellular component: cytoplasm. The coding region runs from base 386 to 3127 and encodes 913 amino acids.
UCUAAUUUACAUACAGACGACAACAAGGAGCUCAUAACGUCAUUCCUUCUCUGCCUACAAGAUCCUAAUUUUUCUUCACUGAACUGGUUUUCUUGUUUGGAAAUAGAAAAAUGAGAAGUAUGGUUAGAUGAGCGAGGUUGCAAAGAAUGCUUUACCCAGCUUUCAAUUCUCAAGUGGCUGCAAACAAGGCGUCUGCACGUCGAAUUUCAACAGUCGGUCGAGCCGAUCCCUGGUUCACGGCGCGUUGAGUUCGUGAUCUUGCACUGCACAGCGGAAAACAGCUGAGCUGAGCCAAAACAACAACAAACCGAAGGCAGAUAGGAAUCGGACAAGUCGAGGGUCAGGGAAUUAGCAGCUGGGCUCGGGCUCAAAUACAGUCAACAAAAUGUCGUAUGCAGAAGGUGCAAGACGAGUUCCGCGUGGAGGAAAGACAGUGAGGCCACAGCCUGUCAGUGAUAAGUCAUACAUGGCAUCUGUGGUGGACUUCUUCCAUGAUGCAUAUGCGGGCUCAGCCCCUGUAGAGAAUGACAAGAUCAUUUGGGUGAAGUUUGAGAAGCCAGAUGUCACUGAUAACAUGAACCAUUCACAAGAGGCUCCAGAUUGUCCCCUAUUUUUAGUGAUUGGUUACACCAAUGGAGUACAGAUAUGGAGCAUUUUGGCAAAUGGAGACGCUGAAGAAGUGCUCUCAUUACGGCAAGGUCCUGUGAGGAUACUCCGUAUUCUACCUACACCUCCACAUUCCAAGAACCACCAUCAAGACAAGAGACCAUUGGUAGCCAUUUGUGAUGGUGCAAGUUCCAGCCAGCCUUUCUGCUCAGUAACUAUCCGUUCAUUGAAGACAAAUGAGCAAGUCCAUGCAGUCUCCUUCAAAACACCAGUGGUUGAUAUAGUUUGUAACAAGAGGUUAAUGAUUGUAGCAUUGCAAGAGAAGAUAGCAGCAUUUGAUGCUGCAUCAUUCAAGCAUCGUUUCAUUAUUACUAGCUGUUACCUAGCAGGUCCCCCCAACAUCAACCCCUUAGCUCUUGGGACGAGGUGGCUAGCCUAUGCAGACAAAAAGCUAAUCCCAUCACACCAGUCAGGAGGCGGGGUUUGUAGAGAUGCUUCCAAGUCAUAUAAAGCUACAGUCAUUCAUGCAGCUAAGGCUAUUACAAAAGGUAUCUCAGUGUUCAGUGAAUCCUUGGGGAAAUAUGCAUCUGCCAAGCUGUCUAACUCACCACCAAGAUCACCUGAAAGUCCUGGGGAGAAGACUAGUAGUAGCCCUCCUCACAGACAGGGUACCCCUGGGAUUGUCACUGUGGUUGAUGCAUCUUCUUUAGAAGGGGAGUUUAAUGUUACAGAUGACAGCUCCGGGGAUGGAGUUGUAGCUCAUUUCCAGGCACAUAUCAAUGAACCUGUCACAGCAAUGACCUUUGACCCCAGUGGUAGGCUACUGUUCACUGCUGGUGCCCAGGGUCAUGUCUUUCAUAUAUUCCGCAUCACAAGCCAUCCCUGUAGAUCAGGCCUAGGGGCUGUGCAUCAUCUAUAUAUCUUAUACAGAGGAGACACUGCUGCAAAGGUACAGCAUGUAUCCUUCACUAAUGACAGCCGCUGGGUGGCUGUAAGUACUAUGAGGGAGACUACUCAUGUAUUCCCUAUCACUCCUUAUGGAGGACAUGUAUGUGCAAGAACACACACAUCUCAGAAAAUAGUCAAUAAAGAGAGUCGGUUUCACAAGAGUGCUGGUCUUGAGGAACUAGAGGAGACUGGAAGAUGGAGUCCUGUACAUGGUCUAUCAGAGAGUCCUACAUCAUCAGGUUUCCACACACCGGAUUCCAUUGCCUCCAUUCCUCACAACAGCACACUGAAUGUAGCCAUUGGUAACCCUCGUCUACCCCCAUACCCUCAAACCAUCACCAUCUUACCAUUAGAACAAAUCAAACUCUCUACUACACUAAGUGUAGUAGCCACUAGCAUGGCAGCAAGCACUACCAAGCCAGUAAGAGGCAAGGCACCUACCCAGAGCUCCGGGGCCAGUGAAUACUCAGGGCUUGCUACCUGUUUUGCUAUAUCUAGAGGGCAUGUGCAAGGAGCCAAUCAGGUGUCAAGAGAAAAAGAUUCUACCAGAGUGUCCCCUAUCCCAUCCCUCUUCAUCAUGUCCUGCCAUGGGUUCUUGGUGGAAUACACCUUAGAGCCAAAGGCUACCCUCCCAGCUAGCGUCAAGAAAGGCGAUGAUUCACCUCUAGAACUUGUAGCCAGUAUGGUGUCUCAAUGGAGGUUACAGAGGGGUAUCAACUCACCUGAGUGCAACUUAAGAAUACCAGGCAAUAGUUUAGUACAUCUAUUCAGUGAUGAUGUAGACAGGUCAAUCAUAGCCACACAAGGAUCUUUGUACCAGUCACUACCAAGGAAUGAAUCCUGUGAGAGCCUUACAUCAGCGCAUAGUAGCAGUCAGGAUAGUGACUUUGAUGAACCUUGGUUAUCACAAGUUGAGAUGGUAACACAUGCAGGCCCACACCGUCAUCUAUGGAUGGGACCACAGUUUGUUUUCAAAACAGUCCCUCAACCAAGCAGUACAACAAUCUUAUCAUCAAGUUCAUCUGCCCUCUUGACUGAAGGCUUAGAAACCAACCGGUCUGCCAUGGAUAUGACUGUAGAUGACAUGGAUCUUAGAUCACUAAGGAUUCAGCCCCUCCGGUCGGAUCCACUACCUACCCCUCAAGCUAGGGAUGGAAGAGUUCAAAGGUUGUCUAGUUGUGAGGGAUCUGCUGGGGCUAGUAUAGAGUAUGGAUCAGGUACAUUUGACCAUGCAUCUAACCUACUAGAAGUUAGUUGUGGUAGCUGGCCAGAGAGCUACCCUAAUCAACAAAGAAGCACAGAGAUGCUUGAGGAACACCUGAAACAGACCAUAGCAGAGGCCAUGGUGGAAUCACCCAGCUCAGAAACAGGUCCAUCCAGCAAACUAAAAGGUCACCAUCAGCGUCUAAAUCCUCCCGAGUUUGUUACCGAGAGCAAUGGUGUUCUGAGCUCCAGUGCGGGUUCUGCGGACAGUAUCCCGCACUCCUUUGAGGCUCGCCUUUCACCUCAGCACACCAUGGAUCAUAUCCUGGUGUUCCCAUCUGCAAACAGCAGUUCUCCAGAGUGCAAUUGAUUGGAUGGAGUGUGAUUUCCACACUCAUUGGAUUUGGACAGCUACAAUACAUCGGUGAUGAAACAGUAAUUGAUGUAGUUGCUGCAUCUGGUAAUCUGCAAGUCACGGUUUGAGGGUCUUCAUGACAAACAGACUGCUUUAGAAAGCAUCACAACACAGCUAGCAGUUUACCCCUUUCCGCUAGAUUGCUCCUAGCCUGAUAAAACUUGAUAGCAAUUCUUGGCAGAUUGUAAUACUGUGAACAUGUCUUCACAUCCAGAUUUUUUAUACCCAUUCUAUGAUCAUCUGUUAUUACAUGUACUUAGUGGUUUUCCCCAUUCAUGUAUAACCGUGUAUUUGAAAAGCCUUGCCAUGCACCAUUGCUUAUCAUCAUUGACUAUAGCAAAUGGUUGUUGAUCUUUUGAUACAUUACAUGUUCAGUUUUUAACUUCUGUUUUUGACAUUAAUGGAAAAGUUAAAGGUUUUUUUUUUCUUUCUCAUGAAUAGAUUGCUAAUACGUCAGGAGCAUGAAUAAAUUAAAAAUACAGUAAAAAUGAAUAAAAUAGUAAAUAAAAAAAUAUAAAAAAAACAUGGCAAAGGCCAUGUUAUCAACCCAUCAAAUCAUUGUAGUUUUAAUGAUUGUUUUUCAGACAAAUGCUGACAACGUACACUGGUUGCAAUGUCAGUUUUUAAGAGAGUUGAUCUCACUGAAUCCAAUAAAAUGACUUUGGCAAUAAUCAGUCUAAAAUACACAGUUGGAAGUCUAUUAAUGGAAAACAUUUCCCAUCAAUAGUGCAUUUUAUCAUCUUCCUGUGUUUACAUGCAAAACUGUAUUUUUAGUUUAUUAUCUAUGUUACUGUGCUUUCUUCAUGUAAACUUUUUGAUUUACAAGAGCUUUGAUUUGGCAACUUCUGAUACAAAGUUAAUGUGUGAAUGUUCCGUCGAUUUAACCCUAAUACUCUUCAACAUUUUUCAUGAUAAAUCUGCCGCACAAAAAUAUUUGACUGUGUCACUCACUGUCCUUUUACUUUGAAGUCUCCCAAUACUUUUUGAGACCAAAUAAGCAACACCCAAAUACGCAUAUACAAUCUUAUGCAACAUUAUCAAAGUGUAUGUCAGAUCCCAAAUUGCUUAAAACCCCUGAUUUUAUGUACAAAGUCAGUCAAAAAAAUAUGUUUUUAGC